Messenger RNA from Morchella importuna, 426 nucleotides. RefSeq lists its product as uncharacterized. Lineage: Eukaryota; Fungi; Ascomycota; Pezizomycetes; Pezizales; Morchellaceae. The record is from RefSeq and is a predicted model, not a curated record. The transcript has a single exon. Bases 1 to 426 code for a protein of 141 amino acids.
AUGUCUCAAUCUACCACCCCUCACCCCACUUACGACAAAGCUCAUUACUCUUGGGCACCCCCAUCUACUCAGAGCUCACAAUCAAUCAUCAAAUCCUCGGACUCCGCCGCAGAGGGUGAGAACGCUAGUGAUCCCACCCAUCAAGGGAAGCCUCAAGCGGCACCGGUGAUUCCUCGUCGCUCUUCGUACAAUUACGAACAGGACAGUGCUCAAUUUUCCAACCUCGGAAAUCAUCCCCUCGCUGGAAGUCCAGCGUCGGGCAGCGGCCAGGCAGGAGUGAAGGUAUCAGAUAGCGAUGUUGAGGGGCUACAAAGGAAGUUGUUUCAUCAAAGGCAGAAGAGUUAUACCCAGGAGGAUCAGAAGCGCAUGCAACAUGAAUUCAUGUUGAGGAACGGCGGUAACCCGCAAAGCUUUUCGGAAACUUAA